This is a messenger RNA of Sphaeramia orbicularis (orbiculate cardinalfish), 2655 nucleotides long. RefSeq names its product kelch domain containing 7A (gene klhdc7a). The transcript has a single exon. Lineage: Eukaryota; Metazoa; Chordata; Actinopteri; Kurtiformes; Apogonidae. The record is from RefSeq and is a predicted model, not a curated record. Gene Ontology annotation, molecular function: protein binding. Bases 139 to 2433 code for a protein of 764 amino acids.
GUGCGGCCGUCAGACCACAGCGGCCCUUUUACAAUGAAAAAAAAAAAAAGUCAGCAUACCGCCGUCAGCUGAGAUGCAUCGAUAAUAACUUUCAAUAGGAUCAGUCAACCAGUCAUCGCCACCAUCACUACUACAGCUAUGCCCAUUGCAGAGCUUUUGGGAGUCCAGUUCGACAUGCAGCUGCUGUUGAAGCUGAGUCUGUCUGUGGCUGUGGUGCUCCUGGUUUCUUGGGCCUACAGGUUUUACAGCUCCAGGGAUACAAAGAAAACUCAUCUCUGUGUCAGCGACAGCAAAGAGCUGCAAAAUACAACCUGCCAAAACUGCAAGACGGUCCCGCGCCGUCAAAGCUCACCGAAACACGACACCGAAGAUGGGGACGAGCGACACGGACCCUCGAACGCAGACGCAGCAGCCGCUGAUGACCUGACAUCUGACAGCAUCAAAGAAAAGCCAGCAGAGGCUCAAUCAUGCCAGACUGAAAAGAGUGAGGACACGUUUAGCACUUCAUGCACUGACCAAGAUAACAGCGAGGAAGGAGAAAUACUUACUCAUCAGAGGCAGGCAGUGGUUGCCACCAGUAAUAUUUCAUUUGGAUCUACUUUGAACCUUCCUCGUCCAACAGAGAGAAGGAUGGUCAGUGCAACGGGGCGCCUCUCCCCUUGCUUUUUGCAGAAGCUCCAGGGCAGUGUGGGAGUGGGCAGGGAGUUAAGGCAGGACUUGGAGCACCAGGGGGCCUACUCCAGCUUCCUCUCCAAGGCAGAGAUCAAAGUGGAGGAUGCUAACAUCAUGUCAGAAGGAACAGGAGAUCAGAUUGUACGUGGAAAGAUAUAUGAUUACUACGUUGAGUCCUCCUCUCACUCCAUUACAGACUCCAACACUAUGCUAGGUCAGAGAAACACUGAGUCACAACCGGUGGAGUUUGGUAGUCGAAGCAGCAGCAGCAGCCUCGUAGAAUCACCUUCCUCUCUGAGCCCCAUCAUUAUGCGUGAUCUGGUUUUGCCACAAAGUAGCGUUGAGGAUACCUCUUCACUAAGAAGCCUCAAGCAGAGGCACCCCACAAGGCCUGUACUCCUACGCAAGGAGAGCUAUCUGUCUGCGGCAGAGCAGUCUGAGCUCUGCAUUCCUUUUCUAACUUCAAGGACCUCAGCUCCAGCGACACAGAUUCAAGCUGCAACUGGCAAAGAGUCCAUCUCUUUCCACCCUAUGACUCGUCCCUCUACAGACAACAGAAGUCGUGAUACAGAAGAAGCAACUGAACUAGAAAAUGUCACAGGGGCUUCAUUCCUACACCUUCCCGCAAGAACUAUAGACGGUAUAGAUUUGGAAAGCUUGAAACUUGAUUUAGGGAACUGUUUAGAGGCACUAUAUCUGGCCAAAAAACAGGGCCAGACGUCUGUGCAGCAAGCGGCCCUUGGAGUCAUGUCCGACAACUACCUCCAGGUGCUCAAAGACCCAAACCUUUAUGGUCGGCUGAUGGCGGGUGAGCGGGAACAAAUCAGAAAGCAGAGAAUGAAAGGGAGAAGGUUUGUUAUGGUGGCGGAUAUGGACCCUCAAGACUGGGCGAGGACCACAGAGGGGCAAACAGAGACAGAGCACAGGAGGACAUCGAGUGCUGUAUAUUAUUAUGAUGACUACAAAGACACCUGGCAUCCACUCUGUCUAAUCCCACAGGAGGUUAUCUCUAAAGCCUGUGCUAUGUGUACAAUGGAUAACUACUUAUUUGUAGCAGUGGGCUGCCAAGGCACAGACAGAGCAAUGACACCCUCAAAGAGAGUGUUUUGCUACAAUCCUUUGACAUCCAUUUGGAAGGAGAUCAGUCCUAUGAAUGAAGCCAGGCCUCGCUGCAAACUGGCAGCACUGGAAGGCUACAUCUAUGCCAUCGGAGGGGAGUGCCUCUCCUCUGUGGAGCGCUAUGACCCACGACUGGACAGAUGGACAUUUGUGGCUCCACUGCCUAAUGAUACUUUUGCUGUGGCGCAUCACGUCACAGUUUGCAACGGAGAGCUUUUCGUGUCUGGGGGAACUCUUAGAUGUAUGCUACUGCGUUACAGCCCCAAAAGCAACAACUGGAGGCCGAGUUUGUUAGCGGGCGCCAAAGACAGAACCGCAGACAUGGCGGCUGUGGGGAGAUUUCUCUAUCGGUUUGAUGUUAACCCGCUGCUGGGUCUCAGUGUGUACCGCUACCAUACAGUGGCUCGACUGUGGUAUGAAUGCAGUUCCAAACGGUUUCUACGCUGCCCUGCCUUUCAGUGUGUAACAAUGGAUGACACAAUCUAUUGUGUCAGCCGGCAGUUCACAAUGAGGUUUGAAGCUGAUGAGAUCUCUCCAGCCUUCAUAGAUGAGGAUUUGAGUGUCCUCUCUGUAGCUAAGGGCAUACUUUUCCCCUUUGUCCUUUCACUGCCUGAUAAGAAACCUCGGCAGACCAGUGUGUAACAAGGAUUCAGUUUUCCACUGAUGAUAAGAUUAGCUGGUGAUGUAGUAUCCCUACAGGGAGAUGGUAAACGUCAAAGUUUCUUAUUGAUGGAGUGGGUUAGUCUUACUACUACUUCUAGAAAAUUGGGUGACACUUUAUAAUAAGUACACACUGUGAAGCAUUAGUUACGGAUUAACAAAUACUGAAUUCAUCAUUUAUAAAGCAUAUUUAUGACAUGAAUA